Passer montanus (Eurasian tree sparrow) is the source of this 1325-nucleotide messenger RNA. Its product is annotated as zinc finger protein 239-like. Gene Ontology annotation, molecular function: DNA-binding transcription factor activity, RNA polymerase II-specific; RNA polymerase II cis-regulatory region sequence-specific DNA binding. The transcript has a single exon. Bases 199 to 552 code for a protein of 117 amino acids. The record is from RefSeq and is a predicted model, not a curated record. Gene Ontology annotation, biological process: central nervous system development; regulation of transcription by RNA polymerase II. Gene Ontology annotation, cellular component: nucleus. Lineage: Eukaryota; Metazoa; Chordata; Aves; Passeriformes; Passeridae.
CGUAACAGCUCUGACCUGAUCGUCCACCAGAGGAUCCACACUGGGGAACGGCCCUAUGAGUGUGGGGAAUGUGGAAAGACCUUCAGCAUCAGCUCCUACCUGAUCCUCCACCAGAGGACCCACACUGAUGAAUGGUCCUAUAAAUGUGGAGAAUGUGGGAAAGGCUUCAGGAGCAGUGUCCACCUGAACCGCCACCAGAUGAUCCACACUGGGAUACAACCUUAUGUGUGUGGGGAAUGUGGGAAGGGCUUCUGUGACAGCUCUCGCCUGAUCAUCCACCAGACAAUUCACACUGGGGAAAGGCCCUACAGGUGCUCACAAUGUGGGAAGAGCUUUAGCCGGAGCUCCUGCCUGACUGUCCACCAGAGGAUCCACACGGGGGAGCGGCCCUAUGAGUGCGGGGAAUGUGGGAAGAGCUUCAGCCAGAGCUGCAACCUGAUUGCCCACCAGCGGAUCCACACUGGGGAGAAGCACUAUGAGUGUCCUGAGUGUGGGGAAAGGUUUCAGAGCAGAUACCGUCUCCUCAAGCAUCAGCAGAUUCACACAGAAUAGAGGCCCUUCCGCUGCCCCAACUGCAGGAGGGGCUUUAAGAGAAACUCCAACCUCAUCACCCACCAUCAGAUCCACGCUGGGAAGAGGCCCUAACAGUGUCCCAAGUGUGGGAAGAGCUUCUCCUAGAACUCUGCCAUGACCCAACACUAAGGGAGGCAUCAGUAAGGGAAGGCCUACAAGUACCCCGUGUGCGGGAAGAGCUUUGAGCGCUGCUCCAACUCCAUCUCCCACUGGAGGACCCCCACUGGAUGGUCCACAGUGACAUUUGGUGAUCCAUGGUCCUGGUGAUCCCUGUUAGAAAGAUACCUGGCUGGUGGUCUGCACAUCUUCCUGGCUCCCCUUGGACACUUGGACGCAGCCAGAGAAAAAUGGAUUGGGUUGCAACCUGACAACAGAAUUUCAUAGGGGACAGCAGUUUUUUACUUUCGACCCCAGAAAAGUCUCACCUUUUGCAUCCAGUCAUUUCUUCGGGUUGCAUCAAGGAUGGUGUUGGUGGAGGUCUUUUCCAACCUGAAUCAUUCCGUGAUUCUAAUUGUCUCUGGCCCACAGGCAUCUUCCACAGCCAAAUGGUGAUGGACUGGAGCACAAAACCAGGAUUUUGGAGGCAGUGGAGUGGAAAUUCCUCUAGAAAAGGUCCUUUCUACCCACUCAGGCACAUGGAUACUCAGCCAGCAUGUACACGUAAAUCCUUUUAUUUUGGCUUUGAUUUUCCUUCAUUUUUCUUCAUCCCUUCACUCAAACAUUGGGGUAAAAAUAAAGACAUUUAACUAAGA